AUGAUAGAUGUAAAAGAAAAUAAUUGGAAAAAAGGAAGUAAACGAAAAAGACAUUUUAAAGGAGAUAAUGAAAAAAUGAAUAACCCCCAUAUGUGGAAUGAUAAAAAUGAAGAAGGUAAUAUGACAAUGGAAUCUACAAAUAGUUCGAAUAAAUUUAUAUAUGAAGGAAGUGUAAAAAUAAAGAAUAAGAAGAAUCAUAUAUUUUAUAAUAAGGCUCAAGUAUUUAAUCGUGAUAUGAGUAUUGUUCUUAUAAAAGGUUUGGAAAUUUUUAUGAAAGAAAAAAAUAAAAAUAAUGAGAAAAUAAUAUUUCGGGGAUUUAAUAUUAUUGAAUUAUUAAGUGCUAGUGGUAUGAGAAGUAUAAGAUAUGCGAAAGAAUUAGAAGAUACAAUUAAUCAUAUAACAACUAAUGAUAUAGAUAAAUAUGCAUGUAAACAAAUUAAAAGAAAUUUUAUAAGAAAUAAUAUUAAGAAAGAAAAAUAUACUAUAUUAUGUAAUGAUGCUAAUAGUGUUAUGAAUAUAUUAAAUGUUGAUAAUAUGUAUACUAAAAAAAGGAAUAAUAAAAAACUAGAUAUUGGAUUUACAUAUAUUAAUAAUAUAAAUAAUUGUAUUGAUUAUUUUAAAGAAGCUUUUAAAUUUCUUAAUUUCUUAACACAUUAUAAUAGAAGAAAAAAUUGUCCAUUAGAAAAUGAUAUAGAAAAUGAUAGUGACUCAACUACCUUCUUAUCAAAUGAUGAUGAAGUUAUAACAACUAAAAUUGAUAAUACUUGUGAGGAUGAAACAUAUAUUUAUGAAGAAAAAUAUGAGAAAAGUGAUAUAAAUGGUAAUGAAAAUAAUCCAAAUGUUGAAGAACAAAAUAUAUGUUUAGAUGAUAUAAUUAAAAAAAGUAAAUUAAUUGAAAGAUAUAUGUUUGAUAUUAUUGAUAUAGAUCCAUAUGGAUCUUCUAUUGAUUAUCUUGAAAGUUGUUUAAAAUAUGGAAGAAGUAAUUUCUUUAUUUUAAUAACCAAUACAGAUAUGAGAAUAUUAAAUGGAAAAUUCCCUGAUGUAUCAUUUUAUAAAUAUAAUAGUAUGAUAUUUAGUAAUAAAGUAAAUUAUAAUAAUGAAUUUAGUAUAAGGGUAUUAUUUUAUAAAAUCAAAAUGAUAGCUUCCAAAUAUAAAAAAUGUAUUAUUCCAUUUAUAUCAAUUAAUAUAGAUUUUUAUAUACGUUUAUUAGUUCAUGUUAUUGAUGAUGCAUUACAAACAAAAGAUGUAUGUAUAGAUACAGGAAUUGUUUAUCAAUGCAAUAAUUGUUCUAGUUUUCAUAUUAAUCCAAUGGCUUACAAAAAGGAUGUCAACCACCUUUCAUCUAUUGCAGAAAAUCCUCAUUCGAAGAAGAGGAGAAAAAUGAAAAAAAAUAAAAAUUUGCAUGUUGCAAAUGACGUUGAUGAAAUGAAUGAUAACAUAUCACUUGAUCACAAUAAAAUAAACGAUCAAAAUGGCAAUACUAAUAAUACAACAACGACGACUACAACUAAUAAUAAUAAUAAUAAUAAUAAUAAGGAUGAUGAUGGUAAUAAUAAUAAUAACAAUGAUGGUAAUAAUAAUAACAAUAAUAAUAAUAAUAAUGAUGAUGCUAAUAAUAACAAUAAUCUGAACAAAUCAGACGAUCAAAAUAACCCUAAUGAAGCUGGAGGUGAUGCUAACCAAAAUUGUAAUAAUUCUUUUAUUUCUUACAAAUAUAAAAGUACCAAAUUAAAUAUCUCAAAUAAAUGUGAAGAAUGUGGAGGAGAUAUAUUAAUUGGAGGUCCCAUUUAUAUUGGUAAAUUACAUAAUGAAGAUUUUAUACAUACAUGUAUUUCUUUAUUAGAAAAUUUGGAACAAUAUAAUUUGAAUACAAUAAAAACUAGAGAAAGAAUAUUAAUUAAUUUUAGAUGCUUAAAACAAGAAAUUAAUAUCCCAUUAUAUUAUAAUUUACCAUCCUUAUUCAGAAAUUUUAAAAUUUGCUCCUUCUCAAGAAAAUUAUUAGUAAACGCUUUAUUAAACUUAAAUUAUGAAGUUUCUUAUUUUCAUAAAGAUCCAGAUAGUGUUAAAACAAAUGCUCCAAAUAAUGUUUUUAUGGAUAUUUUUCGAGCUAUUAUUUUUAAAAUUAAUUCAAAAAAAAAAAAUUCAAAUCUAGUACAAAAUAAUAAUACAAACCAAAAUAAUCAUACAAACAACCAGGAUCAAAAUAACCUUAAUCCUAAUACACAAAUUAAAAAAAUAUAUUCCAUAGAUACUAUAAAAGAUGAAAAACUUAAAGAAAAAUUAUUGUCUUACCAAUUCUUUAAGAAAAAUACAUCUUUUGAAAAUAUCAACAUUUCUAAUUUUAAAAAAGAAACAAAUACACACAAAUUAUUUACCUUGGAAAAUCCUGAACCUUUCUGGGGACCCAUGAGAAAGCAUUUUGAGAAAAAUUAA
Molecule: messenger RNA, 2433 nt
Organism: Plasmodium adleri (nom. inval.)
Lineage: Eukaryota; Apicomplexa; Aconoidasida; Haemosporida; Plasmodiidae
Product: N2,N2-dimethylguanosine tRNA methyltransferase, putative
Exons: 1
Coding region: 1-2433 (810 amino acids)
Biological process (GO): tRNA N2-guanine methylation
Cellular component (GO): nucleus
Molecular function (GO): RNA binding
Source: RefSeq, a predicted model, not a curated record